GCUAUAUCAGACGUGGAUCACAACAGAAGCAGAUGUUAACCUGGUCUCCUGCUGCUUGAACCUGAACCACAACAUACACACCAUCAGGGUAAACCACACCACUGUACACAUUACUUUGGAAAAAUGCACAAAUCACACUCCUACCAGUGGUGAUUCUGCAGACAUGGCUAGCUCUCUGUCUACCGUGACCAUCAGCCUAGUAGACGGUGCAGUACAAGGGCACCACCUAGUGUCUCUGCAGACUGUGCUCCAGAGAUGCCCUCUGCGGCAGGACCUAGAUUUGCCACACAACAGCAUCGGUAGAGUGGGAGCAGAGUUGCUCUGCUCUGUCCUACCAUCCUUAGUUAGUCUGAGUAAACUCUGUCUUGAGUCAAAAGAAACAUCUGAAGAUCUGGUAUUGCUCCUUGCCAAGGGGUUGUUGCAGGCUAAAAGCAUUGAGAGCUUGAAUUCUUCUGGUCAUGUGAUCAGUGGCAGAGGAGCUGUAGUUCUGACCAGAACACUCCAGAACCUACCAAAUAUCAGAACAAUCAAUCUGUCCCUGUGCUCUGGUUGGACAGCUGAAGGAGCAUUGGACCUGGUCAAAGGGCUUGGACAGUGUCUCUCUCUGGAGGGGAUCAGCCUUGACUCUGCACAGCUGGAUCAAGAGAGCACAGUCUCCUUGGCACAGGGACUAUGACCUUCUUGAAGAGGCUAAAUCUGAAUAAGUAUGUAACCAUGGUGACUGGAUCCCCAGGGGAGGGGACCACACUGGUCCUACUGGCCUCUCUGGAGCGGCUCAGAGCAAUGGAGGAGACUGAGUUGGAGGGGAUGAGGAUGUCAGAUAAAGGAGUGGAGGAGCUUAUCAAACACCUGCCCCCCUGGACAGGCCUGAGGAAGAUCAGCCUGUCAGAUAACUAUAUUGGUGACCAAGCAGGAGAGAGGCUGAUCCAGACCCUGGCUAACUGCACAGAACUGGAGGUACACCAGUAAGGCCAUGUUCCAAAUAUCUAUCCAUAGUUCCCUAUUUCUAAUGGGCUUUCAAAACGGACAAAAAUAAAAGGUUAGAAUUUUGACUGCAAACUAUGCACCGCCUGACCCAUUAUAUUUCAGUCUGUCCAGAAAUAAACUCAGCCUAGCCUGUAAUGCCAAGAUGGGACAAGUUCUGCCCACACUCACUCACAUCAGGGUUCUAGAGUAAAUCUAUUCCCAUCUGUUUUUUUGUUUGGCUUGGAUUGUGUUAAGUUUAUUUAUUGAUUUUAUGCAUCUAUUGCAAUGUAACUGCAACCCUAACCCUUGUUUAUGUUCACCGUUGUGUUUUUCCGAGAACCUGAUUGGUAGAGAAGGAUCUGUCAGUAUCUCCAAUGCUCUGAUCUUCAUGAAGUAUUUGAAAAAGAUAAGAUAUAUAGUAAGAUAUACCUAAUGUAAUCUGCUACAUACAGACUGUGUAUUCCCUGCUCAAUCUUGGGGAAUGCAGAGGAGAGGUUAGCUGUUAAUGUACUUGUUGUCUUUCAGCUUGGCUUUCUGUGUCUGUGCAGAGGAUGUCAGGUAAGGGCAUGGCCACAGUGUCAGGAGGACCGUAUACAGGCAGCAAAGAGCUUUAUUCUUCUGGUUCUCAUGUUCAUGACCAAUUUGACCAAUUUGGAGGGGGUAAGACUGAGAUGUCUCAUUUGAGAUAAUAUUUGAAGAGGUAGGGUUUCAGACAUUUUCGGAAAACGGGCAGGGAUUAUCCUGUAGGGGUGGAACGGCCAAGAGACCAGAGGUGGCUUGGAAAUGUAGCUGGAAAAUGUUUAGUUGAAUUCUGUCAAUCGUAUUGAUGUACUUAUGCUGACUAUCAAUCAGCAAUUGGGUACUAUCUUUGUUGUGUACAAUGCCAGUAAUACUCCUUUCCUCUCCCUGUUUGACCAGACUGUGGAGGAAUACUAUCUCUGCCAGUGAUGCCCAGAGACUGAGACAGAGGGAGAAGAGGUUCAACUUCUUCUCCACGUAGCCUAUUAUCUACUCAUUCAGCAGAACAGUCAACUUGCACUUUUAUUUUUAUAAUAUUAUAUGCACUUAGAGACCACAUUUCCUUAAAAUUACAGCAGGUCAUCAAAUCAAACAAUAAAAUGAUCCUUGUAGGGGGGGCAGUGAACCUUUAUUCCAACCCUGGGAACUGGUCUCUCUUUCUUCCUCUUCCUGGAAAGGUCUGUGUGUUGUCUCUAUCCACUCUCAUAUUUAUUUCUGCAUUGAUUUUGAAUCUGGGAUUCAUUGAUUGCUUAAGGUAUUAAUAUAUAUUUUUUUUAACCUUUAUUUAACUAGGCAAGUCAGUUAAGAACAAAUUCUUAUUUUCAAUGACGGCCUAGGAACAGUGGGUUAACUGCCUGUUCAGGGGCAGAACGACACUUGUAAAAGUGUCGGUGAGACCAAGUCAAUUUGUUCUCUUGAACUGCUGGAUUCUAAUUCUGUCAUUGCUCAUGUUUCAAAUCAAAUCAAAGUUUAUUUGUCACGUGUGCCGAAUAAAACAGGUGUAAACCUUG
Oncorhynchus tshawytscha (Chinook salmon) is the source of this 2495-nucleotide messenger RNA. RefSeq names its product protein NLRC5-like. Bases 164 to 676 code for a protein of 170 amino acids. The transcript has 13 exons. Lineage: Eukaryota; Metazoa; Chordata; Actinopteri; Salmoniformes; Salmonidae. The record is from RefSeq and is a predicted model, not a curated record.